AUGGCCUGGGAUCGUCUCUCCGACGAAGAAAAGGACGCCGGCUACUGUCAACUGUUCGUCGAGACACCCAACGAGCAAGCCCAAACCUGGUUCUCUCAACUUGAGGAAAACUCGAUCAGUAGCUUCCGCGACCUAUCAGCGGCUUUCCUCAAGACAUACAUCAUGUUCACGAAGCGCAGCGCAACUGCUUCCAGUCUAUGGAACCUAUCGCAGACUAAGGAUCAAAGUCUCCGCGACUACAUGGAAAAAUUCAAGGCAGUAGUCUCAAGGGUCGCGAUUCCGGACGACAUCGCCAUCGACGCCCUGAUGAAUACCCUAUGGGUCCAUUCCAAGUUCCGCGAGGACUUAUACCAAAUCCCAACCUCUUCGCUCCAAGACGCCAUCACUCGAUCUCACAACUUCAUCAAAAUGGAAGGGGACACCAAGGUGAUCAUCAGUAAGCAGAACGCAGCGAAACCUCCAGCGACCAAAAGCGCCGACACUCGGGCGGAACCGCAUCAGCAUGCUCCUAGCGACAAAAACAACCGUAAGAACGGUUUUAUGACCGUUGAUCUCUCCAAGCACUGCAAAUUCCAUGAUGUCAAAGGACACGACACGACAGAGUGCAAUUCGCUCUACGCACGCUUCCUUUUGUCCCUCGCAAGCGGCGACUUCAAAGUGGAGCCUCCGAAAGCCAAGCCGAAGAACGGCAAAAGCUGGAGAAAGAAUAAGGAAAGAAGAACCCAGCGCAAGGCGAAUGGCAAAGGCCGCCAAACGAGAGCCAAUCAAAGGAUGAGGACAAGGCUCCAAAGGAUGAUGGCGGUGAUGACUGUUCUGUCGACGAAGAACAGCACAAAUCGCAGAUGCAUAAAGGUGAUACUCUCUCAACAAGCUCAAUCGUCCGACGACGAAAACGACGAUACACCUCCAUCCGACGAUUUGAGGGACUUCCUCAAGCGAAAGCUCGAGCCUGAAGAUAGCAACAACCCCAUUGACACCGAUCUUCGACUGACACUUAACGCAUUUACCGAUACAAAACGACAACAACGCAUCUGCCGACCUGCGUACCCUCUUAAGCGCCAAGCGAGUACAUUCGAGGUCGCGACUAAAUGUCAUCAUGGGCGGCCCCCUCCUGGCGGUAACUCUGUUCGCUCCGUCAAGGAUUAUCGCCGACAAGCUGCGACCUCGCAGCGAUGGCCUUCUAAGCCACCAAGCCAUCCCCCGAUCACUUUCUCACCUAACGAUACCGCCGGAGUUCAUAUCCCCCAUAACGAUCCCCUCCUCGUCGUCCUAGGGAUUGGAGAGUACGAUGUCACGAAAGUGCUCAUCGACACGGGUAGCUCCGUCGACCUCAUCUUCCGAGGAACACUCGAAAAGAUGGGUGUCGACUUCAAUGACGUCAAGCUAUCAUCCAGGAAGUUAACCGGAUUCAACGGUUCUUCUGAAACGGUACUCGGGACAAUUCGUCUCCCAGUACGUGCAUGUGGAAUCACUCGAACGGUUAAGUUCGCUGUCGUCAGCACAAAGGCGCCUUAUCAUGUCAUUCUUGGAACCCCCUAG
This is a messenger RNA of Brassica oleracea var. oleracea, 1539 nucleotides long. RefSeq lists its product as uncharacterized. The coding region runs from base 1 to 1539 and encodes 512 amino acids. Lineage: Eukaryota; Viridiplantae; Streptophyta; Magnoliopsida; Brassicales; Brassicaceae. The transcript is spliced from 3 exons. The record is from RefSeq and is a predicted model, not a curated record.